AUGGAUAAUUCUUUGCUCGUCACCACCAGGAAGUUUUUGGGACUGAAAAGUCGCAGUGAGAGCGUAAAUUUGAACGAUGCUGCCGAGAUACUAAAUGUUCCCAAACGUCGCUUGUACGAUAUCACCAAUGUGCUUGAAGGCAUUGAUAUCGUUGAGAAGAUCGGAAAGAAUAGUAUAAGAUGGAAAAGUGCAAGAAAAUAUGUACUUGGCAACGAAGAUAAUAAUUGUGUUAGCAAAGAUAGGUUGUAG
Haemonchus placei is the source of this 249-nucleotide messenger RNA. The record is from the annotation of a GenBank genome assembly. Lineage: Eukaryota; Metazoa; Nematoda; Chromadorea; Rhabditida; Trichostrongylidae.